Messenger RNA from Thermothielavioides terrestris NRRL 8126, 1781 nucleotides. RefSeq lists its product as uncharacterized. NCBI's taxonomy places the organism in Eukaryota, Fungi, Ascomycota, Sordariomycetes, Sordariales, Chaetomiaceae. Gene Ontology annotation, cellular component: plasma membrane. Bases 172 to 1491 code for a protein of 439 amino acids. Gene Ontology annotation, molecular function: purine nucleobase transmembrane transporter activity. The record is from RefSeq and is a predicted model, not a curated record. The transcript has 3 exons. Gene Ontology annotation, biological process: transmembrane transport.
UGCCAUCUCCGCCCUGGCAACGUUUUGCAUGGGUCUCUUUGCCAACUUGUACGUCAAAAAAGCCGACUGCAGCCCGGACGGGUCCAGCAGCAAGCAAUGUUGUUCCGUGGUGAGGCAGGCAAGCAGACCGCUGACUGUUUUUUCCGUAGGCCGGUCGGAGUCGCACCGGGAAUGGGCCUGAACGCAUACUUCGCUUAUACCGUCGUUGGCGAGCACGGGUCGGGGGCGGUGCCUUAUGAGGUCGCUCUGACUGCCAUCUUCGUUGAAGGCUUCAUCUUCUUCGGUCUUGCGCUUCUUGGACUGCGCCAGUGGCUUGCCCGCGUCAUCCCCCGCUGCAUCAAGCUGGCGACGAGCGUCGGCAUCGGGCUCUUCCUGACUCUGAUCGGCUUGACGUAUUCGGAGGGCAUCGGGCUCAUCGUCGGCAGCACCUCGACGCCCGUCGCCUUGGCCGGCUGUACGUCCGGCUCUCUGGACGCGUCCGGACAGUGCCCCGACAGCGCGAAGAUGCGCAACCCGGCCAUGUGGAUCGGCAUCUUCUGCGGCGGCGUCUUCACAGCCAUGCUGAUGUUGUAUCGUGUCAAGGGUGCCAUCAUCUUCGGCAUCAUCCUCGUCUCCAUCAUCUCCUGGCCGCGCACCACCCCCGUCACGUACUUCCCCUACACCGACGUCGGCAACAGCAACUUCGACUUCUUCAAGAAGGUGGUCGACUUCCACCCGAUCCAGAAGGUCCUGAAUGUGCAGCGCUGGGACAUCGGGUCCUACGGCGGCCAGUUCGGCCUGGCGCUGAUCACCUUCCUCUACGUCGACAUCCUCGACACCACCGGCACCCUGUAUUCCAUGGCGCGCUACGCCAACCUCGUCGAUCCCGUCACGCAGGACUUUGAAGGGUCUACCUUGGCAUACAUGGUCGACUCGAUGUCCAUCGCGAUCGGAUCCCUGAUGGGCACGCCACCUGUCACCGCCUUCGUCGAAUCCGGUGCCGGUAUCGGCGAAGGUGGCAAGACGGGCUUGACGGCCAUCACGACGGGCAUCUGCUUCUUCAUCGCCAUCUUCUUCGCGCCCAUCUUCGCCUCGAUCCCGCCCUGGGCGACCGGCUGCGUGCUCGUGCUCGUCGGCUCCAUGAUGGUCCAGGCCGUGACCGACAUCAACUGGAAGUACCUGGGCGACUCGCUGCCGGCCUUCGUGACCAUCGCCCUCAUGCCCUUCACCUAUUCGAUCGCCGACGGCCUGAUCGGCGGCAUCUGCCUGUACAUCCUGAUCAACACGCUCGUGUGGAUCAUCGAGAAGGCCUCGGGCGGCCGCAUUGUGCCCCCCAACAAGGAGCUCAAGGAGCCUUGGUCCUUGGUGACUGAUGGCGGGAUUAUGCCCCCCUGGAUGGGCCGUCUGGCGAAGGGGAAGAAGGACUUCUGGCGUCCCGGCCCAAGCAGAUCGGUGUCCGGCGCCGAGGGCGUGACAGUGAAUAUUGAUGGAAAGACGUCGGCCUCGGAUUAGGACAUAGCUGUUGCGAGCGGCCGGUCCGGAAAGUCCGUGUAGGUGGUACGGCUUGUUCUGCUUCGCGUGUUUGCGAUGCAGGAGGACGUCCGAGAUCAGGAUCAGUCCAUAUGUUCUUUCAACUUUUUUUAUAUUGUAAAACGGAAAUGAAAGCCUCAAGUCACGACUCGAGAAAAGCCUGGGUAUUCUUUCCGGAGAGUGAGCAGCUCAGAUACAGUGCAUUCAGUACCGACGGGGGUCACGCAGCGCUAAGGUCUGGUGAGAACAUUAAAUCUCACGCGAAUGGCCCG